AUGGUGGAAGUAACUCAGGCGGCAUCGCCGACCUCUUCGCUUAUCAGUUUGAUAAAGACCAUUUCUGGUGCAGGUCUCUUAUCAAUACCCUUUGCGUUCUCCACGGACGGCUUAGUCUGUGGCGUCCUCAUUAUCCUCCUAGCAGGUAUUACUUCAGGCUACGGUUUAUUUUUGCAGGUCUAUGUUUCCAAGUAUGUGCCUGCUGGGCAUGCUACAUUCUUCAACUUGUGUUCUAUCACUUAUCCAACGCUUAGUGUUGUGUUUGAUAUUGCCAUAGCAACACAGUGUUUUGGCUGUGCUAUAUCUUACUUGGUGUUGAUUGGUGAUUUGAUGCCCACCAUCAUUACUUCGGUGCCAUAUGUUAACCUGGAAUACUAUAAGCAGUUCUGGAUUAUUAUAUCUGCAUUCUUGUGCGUUCCACUUUCGCUCCUUAAGAACUUGGACUCGCUUAAAUACACAUCCGUGCUAGGUCUUGUUGCCAUUGGCUACAUGGCCCUUCUUGUUGUGGUACACUUUUUGGUUGGUGACGUACCGGAUUCUUAUAGAGGGGAAAUCACUCUUUUCCCACUGUCGGCUACAAAGGUGUUCUCGACGUUUUCCAUUGUCGUUUUUGCCUUUACUGGUCACCAGAAUAUGUUCUCCAUCAUUAACGAAGCCAGGAACAAGUCGCUUUCUUCACUUAGCACCUUGGUUAACCUUGCCAUUACCAUCCUGGCUGUGUUGUUCAUCAUUAUUGGCGUGGCUGGUUACUUGACCUUUGGUGAUCUCGUCAACGGUAACAUCAUUUUGCUGUACCCUAGUGCCUUUUCCACUACUGUUGGCAGAUUCUCGAUAGUCUUCAUGGUCGUUUUCUCAUUCCCAUUGAUGAUUCAUCCAGCAAGAAUCUCCGUGAACAACAUCUACUUCUGGAUUUUGGUUCAUGUGCUAGGCAAGACGCUCGAGGAAGAGGGUCACGACAGUGAACAUCAAGAGUCUGAGAACCACGAUGAGACUAGCCCUCUUAUUCCAAGUUCAAAAGCUUACAUUGUUCCCUUCCCAGAUUCUACAUUCUAUGGUAUCACUGCAUUAUUGCUCGUGGUAGGGUACACUGCCGCAGUGAGCAUAAAAUCGUUUGCACUCGUUUUGGCUGUUGUAGGUGCAACAGGUUCAACCGCCAUUUCCUUUAUCUUGCCCGGUCUCUUCGGAUACAAAUUAAUCGGAUCCGAAUCUGAUGAUCCAAAUAAGCUCGAACAAACGCUCAAAACCUUGGGAUUAGUUCUUUCCGUGUGGGGAUUCGCAGUGAUGGUUGUUUGUCUCUACUCGAGUUUAGCAUUGUGA
This is a messenger RNA of Candidozyma haemuli, 1317 nucleotides long. It is a transcript of the gene AVT7, whose product is annotated as Avt7p. Lineage: Eukaryota; Fungi; Ascomycota; Pichiomycetes; Serinales; Metschnikowiaceae. The transcript has a single exon. The record is from RefSeq and is a predicted model, not a curated record. Gene Ontology annotation, molecular function: L-histidine transmembrane transporter activity; L-tyrosine transmembrane transporter activity; L-serine transmembrane transporter activity. Gene Ontology annotation, cellular component: fungal-type vacuole membrane. Gene Ontology annotation, biological process: amino acid transmembrane transport. Bases 1 to 1317 code for a protein of 438 amino acids.